UUUUACCCCUUCAUUUCUCCAUAUCUCACCCCGCAUUUCGCAUUUGGCCUUGAAAACAGCCACCCCCGGGCCCCACGGCUUAGAAGUCAGGGAGGAGGGGCAGCAGCCGCUUGAUCGGAUCCCUGAUGGCCAUGGCCAGAGGUCGCGUGGUUGCGGUGUGAUGCUGAGGUGGGCGGGUUGGUUUGUGGGUUGGUGUGUGAGGGGCUGGGUGAUGCGGUGUUUGUUUGUACAUACCGUGGUGCCAGGGCCUCCUCAUCUUCGUCAUCCAUCCGUCCAUCCAUCCAUCCAGCCCAUCCAUCCAUCCAUCGAGAUCGCUCCGCUCGACUCGUUGCAUUUGUUUGGGUCCCUUUCUUUUGUUUUGUUCAACAUCCGUUAUCGGUUUUUGUUUUUUUUCUUCCGUUUUUUGCUUUUCCCCUCGCUCCUCUGCCUCCCUUCAUCCCGAAUCAUCUGGAUCUCCCUUCCCGCUUAUCGCCGUCGCCGCCGCCGCCGCUGUCGUCGUCCAAUUGGAAGGAUAUCGAAGUCCAGUGCUCCGUCAGGCCAGGUGCUCGGCCAAAGCCACCGAGCAGUACCAGUCCAGUACCAGUACCGGUGCUGUCAUGGAGAAACCCGUGGUGGUGGCUCCGGAGAAAUCUGGAUUUUGAGUUUGUCUGCGUACCUGCUACUGCUACUGCCACUGCCUUCUACAUGUCAUUGCCUGCUACAUAUCACUGCCUGCUACAAAUCAUUGCCUCCACAUACACAUCACUGCCCGCCAUCUCAUCACCUAUGCCCCAAUCCCCAUCCCUCCCCCCGACCUUGCGCGCUUGGCCAUGUCCUCCUGCCUCUGGCUGCUAGCCGGGAUACCAGCGGCCCUGUUUGGCAUCGCUUGCUCGCCGCUGUCCGCCGAACCCGCAGGAAUAGUGUGUCAUGACCCAGAGUCCCGGCUGGCGGUGGGGCUCGAGAGGCUGACGAUGGCCCAUGGCCCCACGGCGACGGCGGCGGUGGAGUUGGUUUCGUUAGGCCCCUCCGCGUGGAGUUGGUUUCGUUAGGCCCCUCCGCGUGGAUUUGGCUACCGACCUAUUGGCCACGAGCGAAGAUCCGCUCGAUAGCACGGCCUGCUGCUGUCGCUGUCGCUGUCUGCUGCUGUCUGCUACCGU
Tricharina praecox is the source of this 1136-nucleotide messenger RNA. RefSeq lists its product as uncharacterized. The record is from RefSeq and is a predicted model, not a curated record. The coding region runs from base 161 to 910 and encodes 249 amino acids. Lineage: Eukaryota; Fungi; Ascomycota; Pezizomycetes; Pezizales; Pyronemataceae. The transcript is spliced from 2 exons.